AUGUCUUCAAUCCAUAUAACUUCUUCUCUCCCAGACCCAGCUCCUAGCUAUAAUACUUUUCAUACUCGGCUAAAAUCCUGGUGGCCUGCCUCUAGUCACUUAUAUUCUCGGAUCUCACAAGACCCAGAUCCUCUAUCACCGCAAUCGGAGAGAUACCCUGACAUAAUGUCCACGUCGCGGCUCAAAGCCCGAUGGCGCGCCUAUUGGUUCGCGCUCGUACUAUGCUGCGGCGGAGCUCUUUUUGGCUACGACUCCGGUGUAAUAGGUGGCGUUCUCACGUUUCCAUCUUUCGAAAACUCUUUCAGCAUAACGCCAUCUCAAAAGACAAGCAUUAGUGCGAUCGCCGUUGGCAUCCAGCAAGCAGGCGCCUUUGCCGGCUGUUUCAUGAUCUGGCCAUUAACUAAUAUAUACGGGCGGCGUGCCGCAAUGGCUAUCUGUAGCCUGGUCUUUUGCAUCGGCGUGAUUCUUGAAACAGUCGACACCCACUCCCUCGCGGCGUUUUACGUCGGUCGCAUAAUCUGCGGGCUGGGAGUUGGAGGCUCGGCGACCAUUAUCCCAAUCUACAUGUCGGAGAUGGCUCCGAAAGAGAUCCGUGGACAGCUGGGAAGCUGUUAUCAGCUCACAUACACGGUUGGAAUCCUGGUUUCUUACUGGAUUGACUACGGCGUCAAAAGCAUGGAGCCGAGUGCGCGGCAGUGGCAGUUGCCAAUCGGAUUGCAGCUUGUGCCUGGUGCGCUGAUGGGGAUCGGUAUGGUAAGUGUCUGCGAGAGUGUGCGAUGGCUCUUGGCGAAGGGGCGGGAAGAGGAAGCAUGGGCAAGUCUUGUUUGGAUACGUGCCGGAGAAGGGGAAGAUGUGAGUCAGGAAUUCGAGGACAUGAAGCGUGGGCUGGAAGAAGAGCGACACGCGACUGCUGGGUUUCGAAUGCGCGAACUUUGCGAAGGACCGAACUUGCAUCGGCUGCUUAUUGCCGGUGGACUGUUUCUGGCGCAGCAGUCGACUGGAUCGACGGCAUUGGCAUACUUUGGACCUCAGUUCUUUGCAUUGCUGGUCGGCGAUGGUGAUCGAACAUUGCUGCUCACUGGAAUCUUUGGCGCUAUCAAAGUCGUUGCAUGUCUUAUCUUUGUGAUCUUUUUGUCUGAUCGAUUCGGCAGACGACCACUUCUUGCUGGUGGCGCAGCUUUCAUGGCUAUAUGCAUGAUUGCCACCGCUGGUGUGAUCAAGACGUACCCCCAGCCAGGCGAUGGGACAGUUACAUCGUCCGGAAUCGCAACUGUGGCGUUGAUAUAUCUCGAUAUCAUCGCUUACAACUUCAGCUGGGGUCCAUUGCCGUGGCCUUGCACGAGUGAGAUCUUUCCAACACGGAUCCGCGAGCCUGGAGUCGCUUUUGGUGUUGGAUCACAGUGGUUGUUCAAUUUCGUUUGGAGUUUCUCAACGCCAUAUAUCCAAGCCGGUCUGGGAUGGGGUACAUUUUUACUAUUUGGGCUGCUCGAUGUGGUCAUUGUUGGCUUCACAUACUUCUGUUUGAAAGAGACCGCCGGCAAGACUCUUGAGGAGAUCAAUGGGUUGUUCGAGGGGAUUGACCCUGACUCUGAGCAUGGGAAACCUGCGGACUUGGAUAACGAUGAGAUGCAAUCUGGUGACUAUCCGGAUUUGCAACCCCGUGAUACCAAAUCUGGCCAGACUAAGCAUAAAACUACGCACGUUGAGUCGGCCUCUAGAAGGUCUUAG
Messenger RNA from Penicillium brevicompactum, 1728 nucleotides. Its product is annotated as sugar porter family MFS transporter. The coding region runs from base 1 to 1728 and encodes 575 amino acids. Gene Ontology annotation, molecular function: carbohydrate:proton symporter activity. NCBI's taxonomy places the organism in Eukaryota, Fungi, Ascomycota, Eurotiomycetes, Eurotiales, Aspergillaceae. Gene Ontology annotation, cellular component: membrane. The transcript has 2 exons. The record is from RefSeq and is a predicted model, not a curated record. Gene Ontology annotation, biological process: transmembrane transport; carbohydrate transport.